AUGGUACAGGAUUCGGAUGGCUCAAUAUCCGGUAUCAUACUCGGAUGCUCUGUAGCUAUCGUGUCAUCGGCCAUUCAGUCUCUAGGUAUUACAUUGCAAAGAAAAUCACAUUUAUUAACUCACAGUAUUGGUCAUAGUCAUCAUCAUCAUCAGAGACAUAAGAGGAAUAUGUGGUUUUUGGGAUUUAUGUUGUUUAUAAUUGCUAACAUUUUUGGAUCUUUGAUUCAGUUAACUACGCUCCCUUUGAUAAUUUUGUCACCGUUGCAGAGCAUAGGACUCAUAUUUAACGCAAUUUUAAGUUGUCUUUUAUUGCCAGGUGAAAAGUUCACCAAAAAGUUGGCUAUAGGAACGUUGGUCAUAGCGAAUGGAGCAUUUAUAGUAGCACUCAAUGGUAAUGUGGAUCCAUUACCCGAAGAUGACGAUAAAAACAAGGAAUUUAAAUUAAUAUUAGAAAAGCUCACCCGCAAGGCAUUUCUUGGGUGGUUUAUGACCACUUAUGUUGUUAUUGCAGUAUUAAUUCUCUUGAAUUUAGUAAUAUCACGCAGAAAACAGAAUUUGAAAAGACUAAGAAAGAGAAGGAGUAGAUUACAAACUACAUUACUUUCCAGAUAUCAGUUUACAAUGGGAAUUAAUUACGGUUUAAUAGCAGGUACUUUAACCGCUCAUACAUUUUUAUUUGCCAAAUCAUUGAUUGAUGUGGUCAUAGAAAUAAUCCUACGUGAUAAACACAAUUUCAAAAAUAUAUUUCAAUCAAGCAAUUUCACCCCGUACUUGUUACUAAUUAUAAUGCUAGCAAUUAUUGCAUGUCAACUAACAGCAUUUAAUUUAGGCUUGUCACAAAUUUCAACUUCAAUAUUAUAUCCAUUAUGCUUCUUGGUCUUUAACUUCGUUAAUCUUAUUAAUGACUUAGUUUUCAAUUCAUUACUUUCUGACCACAGAAUGACAUAUGGGCAAUUGUCAAUGGUUAUAUUUGGGUUGAUGGGGGUAUUAAUAGGUGUCGUAAUCAUAAGUUGUGACUCGACGUAUGGGGAUAGCGGUAAAGAUGAUAUUAAUAACUUGAAAUUUCCUUAUAACGAGAAUUCUACUUUAUUGAGUCCUUCUACUUACAGUUUACAUACUAUAGAGAGUUCAACCAUGUCGUACGAACAAACUCAAUUAAUAAACCUGCUUGGAAUAUAG
Debaryomyces fabryi is the source of this 1179-nucleotide messenger RNA. RefSeq lists its product as uncharacterized. Gene Ontology annotation, molecular function: magnesium ion transmembrane transporter activity. Lineage: Eukaryota; Fungi; Ascomycota; Pichiomycetes; Serinales; Debaryomycetaceae. The record is from RefSeq and is a predicted model, not a curated record. The transcript has a single exon. Gene Ontology annotation, cellular component: membrane. The coding region runs from base 1 to 1179 and encodes 392 amino acids. Gene Ontology annotation, biological process: magnesium ion transport.